Halichondria panicea is the source of this 726-nucleotide messenger RNA. RefSeq lists its product as uncharacterized. Lineage: Eukaryota; Metazoa; Porifera; Demospongiae; Suberitida; Halichondriidae. Gene Ontology annotation, biological process: protein phosphorylation. The record is from RefSeq and is a predicted model, not a curated record. Bases 1 to 726 code for a protein of 241 amino acids. The transcript is spliced from 2 exons. Gene Ontology annotation, molecular function: protein serine/threonine kinase activity; ATP binding.
AUGGCGUCUAUUACAAGACAUGCCCCUAUAAACUUAGAUGAAUUCACUUUAAAAGACGUUCUCAUUUCUGAAAACGAGCUGGGAUAUGGCUCAUCGGGAAACGUCCUUAAACUUGAAUAUCAAGGCUUGAAGUGUGCAGGCAAGAAAAUUUAUCAAUUUCUGGGAAUUGUUUUUGAAAAGGGUACACAAUUACUCAUCCUAGUCACGGAAUUCCUUCCCACUGAUUUGAGAAGUUGUCUCGAACACUAUGGUGUUCUCCACGAUGAGAUCAGCUACUCCAUCCUUCAUGAUGUGUCACUGGGCCUGGCCUUCCUUCACAGCCAAACACCACAGAUUAUCCACUUGGACAUCUCAAGCACGGGGAUUCUUCUGUCUGCCAACAUGACAGCCAAAAUUUGUGACUUUGGGUCUGCAAUGAUAUUCGAAGGCAAGUACCAGCAAAUGACUUUUGCACCUGGAAGUCCACCAUAUAUGCCUCCUGAGACCUUAGUUGAUGACCCUCACUAUGACGCAAGUGUGGAUGUGUUCUCAUUUGGAGCAUUAAUGGUCGAAAUGUUUACGGCAAAGUUGCCACUGCCAGAGAUUGCUCGUGCUCGAAAAGAUCCAGCUGGGAUACUCAUAGUUAUAUCGGAAGUUGAACGCCGCCAAAACCUACUCAACAAAAUUGGUGAUAAACACCCACUGAUGGACCUCAUUACCAGCUGUCUCAGCAACAACCCAGAUUGA